AUGGGAAAGGAAGAGGGCUCUUCUCUACCUGCCAGUGCAGUCUCUGCUGCUGUGCCUUCCCAUGGAGCUGAGUCGAACACCCUUGGUGGCAGGAACAAGGACAGCAUUGGAACCCCCUUCACCCUAAACGCCCUCAGGACCGUAGCACUUCCCCAGGGUUUGCAGGAAGCCGAGCCGCCUCCCCGGCACAGCGGUGCUCGGAGCCCGGUGCUGCGGGGGCUGGCGGGGCGGCACUGCCCGCGCUCGGCGCACGGAGUGAGCGCCGGCCGGCCGUGCCCGCAGCCGGACUUCGCCGGGGGCUCGGGCUGCGCUUGGCCCUGGUCCGCCCCCGCCGGGGUUUCCAAGGAGACCUGGGCCGCCGUCUGCGCCGCGGAGCCGCCGCACAGCCAGGGCCGGCCGCAGGGCCAGGUCUGCAGCCCGCAGCUCGGUGCCCAGGACGCGGCGUGGCAGGGAGACCAGCUGUCCUCCCAGCUCUACAGAAACAAGCAGCUUCAAGAUACUUUGCUUCAGAAGGAAGAGGAACUUGCCAGGUUACAUGAAGAAAAUAAUAACCUCCGACAAUACCUGAAUUCUGCCCUGAUUAAGUGUUUAGAAGAAAAAGCCAAGAAACUACUGUCUGACCAUGGGCAAAAAACCUGUGCUAUCCUCAAAAGUACCAAGAGGAGAUUAAAAGAGGACCACUGCUUUGUUCCUCAAGAAACUCCUCAUGCUUCCAAAGCUAGAAGGAACCUCUUCAAUGAAUUCACUGCCUGCGAGGAGCAAGCCAGCCCUGCUGUGGACAGCUGGGUCUUGCAGACCUUAGGAUUAAAAGAUGUGAACACCAUUGAUGAAGCUUCAGCUAACUACAGUGCCCUGUCCCCAGACCUUGGGAAAGACACGUACUGCCUGAGCCCUGGGGGAGCAGCAGACUGUGAGCACAGGGAAGGAGCAGCAGCAGUGUUCAGCUGCAGCCAUGAGCCCCCAGGCAGCAGCAGCACCCAUCCAUGCAGCCAGGAUUCUCCCUUCCUUCCUCAGUUUUCUUCAGCACCAUGCAUCUCCUCACCAGUGCCGAGUGUUUCCUCCCUCCCAGCCUAUGGGUCGCCUUAUUGGACUGGUGGUUUGCCACCCAACAGAACAGAAGUGGCCUUCACCACGUGCCUGAGUCCCCACCGCAACGUGAGGACGCACAGCUUCCACCAGGGACAGGCCUUCGUGCGCAGGGAUGAUGAUGGCGGCUGGAGGUUCACCUGGGUGCCCAAGCAGCCUGAAUGAUGCACCUGGCCAAGGGCCAGCCAUAGAGGAUGGAGGAGUCACACUUCACCUUGUGCAUCAGACAGAAAAAGGGACCCCUUUUGGGCUGCUUUAAAAGCUACCCUGUCACUAACCCACUCCUCAUUCCCUCACAGAUUUUCACAGAUCUGACUCCAGAUUGCACUUGAACAGUUUUCUGCCCCAGAUGUUCAAGCUGGAUUCCUUUCUCUUGUGCCUGUAUUCAGAUACCUGCUUUUGCUUCUUUCCUGGGGGUUUGUCAUCAGCUCCUCCUUGUUACUGGUAGUUUCCAGGCUGGAGGGCUUUCACUUUUGAUGAUCACUUUCACAUGCACCAAACAGGAAAGCACUUUGGGAAUACACCUCUCUCCCUUUGGAAAUAGCACCUAUCUCACAGAUAUCCACAGAUAACAAAGGAGAUAUAGGUUGGAGGCUGAGGAUCAGCAGUUUCUAAGUGAUUUAUAUCUCUCUUGAGACAGAUAGCCUUG
This is a messenger RNA of Melospiza georgiana, 1735 nucleotides long. RefSeq names its product geminin coiled-coil domain containing (gene GMNC). Gene Ontology annotation, biological process: negative regulation of cell cycle; negative regulation of DNA replication. The coding region runs from base 1 to 1251 and encodes 416 amino acids. The transcript has 6 exons. NCBI's taxonomy places the organism in Eukaryota, Metazoa, Chordata, Aves, Passeriformes, Passerellidae. Gene Ontology annotation, cellular component: nucleus. The record is from RefSeq and is a predicted model, not a curated record.